AUGCUGGCCUUGGUUUUGGCAAUGUCAAAAUGUAGGUUGUAUCUCGCCGGCCUCCAUAAUUUUACUCUGAAGACGGAUAAUCACCCCCUCAUACCUAUCCUGAAUUAUUAUUCGCUGGAUGCCAUCGAGAAUCCUCGCCUCCAGCGUCUGAAGGAGAAAAUCUCGCUCUAUUUGUUCACAGCUGUGUGGCAUGCUGGCAAGUCUCUAAACAUUCCUGAUGCUUUGUCUCGAGCCCCAGUUAGCCACCCCACACCAGAGGAUGAAAUUGCAGGAUUCCCCUCCAACAAAUGUGAUCUGCUUAACUCCUUACUCCCAUACUGGAAGAUACGGGAUGAGCUCUACGCUGAUGGUGACCUCGUUUUGUAUGGAGCAAGAGUUAUAGUUCCUGCCACCCUCCGCUGCCGCACAUUAUCCCGCCUACAUAACAGUCAUAGGGGCAUGGAAGCUACGAAGAGCCGGGUAAGACAGGCUGUCUUCUGGCCUGGUAUCAACUCAGACAUUGUCAACACAAUUGAGGCUUGUGAGUCAUGCCAGGUAUUGCAGCCAACCCAGCAGCAGAAACCAUUAAUGAACGACAACAACCCCACAAGGCCCUUUGAAUCUGUUUCAGCAGACUUCUUUACCAUUGCAGGAAAAGCCUUCCUCCUCAUAGCUGACCGACUUUCAGGAUGGCCUGUUGUUGUCCCAUGCAAAGGUGAUACUGCUGCCUCCAAUACAAUCAGGAUCUUCUGCCGCUACUUCCAGGAUGUUGGUGUGCCCCUCUGCUUUAGGACUGAUGGAGGACCACAGUGA
Molecule: messenger RNA, 792 nt
Organism: Macrobrachium nipponense
Lineage: Eukaryota; Metazoa; Arthropoda; Malacostraca; Decapoda; Palaemonidae
Exons: 2
Coding region: 1-792 (263 amino acids)
Biological process (GO): DNA integration
Molecular function (GO): nucleic acid binding
Source: RefSeq, a predicted model, not a curated record